Syngnathus acus (greater pipefish) is the source of this 2145-nucleotide messenger RNA. It is a transcript of the gene nuak2, whose product is annotated as NUAK family, SNF1-like kinase, 2. The transcript has 6 exons. Gene Ontology annotation, cellular component: cytoplasm. Lineage: Eukaryota; Metazoa; Chordata; Actinopteri; Syngnathiformes; Syngnathidae. The record is from RefSeq and is a predicted model, not a curated record. The coding region runs from base 95 to 1960 and encodes 621 amino acids. Gene Ontology annotation, molecular function: ATP binding; tau-protein kinase activity; protein serine/threonine kinase activity. Gene Ontology annotation, biological process: microtubule cytoskeleton organization; protein phosphorylation; intracellular signal transduction.
GCGUCUCCCAACCCGCUGUAGUGUACCUGUUCGGUAGCAGGCAACGUCUUUGCUUCCAAGUUGCACUUUUCUUUCUGCACUGCGUCAGGUCAGGAUGGAGGACUCUAGCGUUGGCCGCACCUCGUCAAGAUCUUGGCCGUCAGUCGAUAAUCUUUCAUCCGAAAUGAAAGCUCCGCUUCUGCCGGUCCAGGUGAAGAAACAAGCUGUGAAGCGACACCACCACAAGCACAACCUGAAACACCGCUAUGAAUUCCUGGAGACACUCGGGAAAGGGACAUAUGGCAAAGUUAAGAAAGCCAAGGAGAGAUCUGGCAGACUGGUUGCCAUUAAGUCCAUCAGAAAGGAGAAGAUCAAGGAUGAGCAAGACCUGGUUCACAUUCGCCGGGAAAUUGAGAUCAUGUCAUCGUUGUGUCACCCGCACAUCAUCACCAUCUACGAAGUCUUUGAGAAUAAGGACAAAAUCGUGAUUGUGAUGGAAUACGCCAGCAGGGGGGACUUGUACGACCACAUCUGCGACAGGAGGCAGAUAACCGAGCGGGAGUCGAGGCACUUCUUCAGACAGAUUGUGUCCGCUGUGCACUACUGCCAUCAGAAUGGAAUUGUUCACCGGGAUCUGAAACUGGAGAAUAUUUUACUCGAUGGCAAUGGCAACGUCAAGAUUGCCGACUUUGGCCUGUCAAACCUUUAUCACAGAGACGAGUACCUUCAGACAUUCUGCGGAAGCCCCUUGUACGCAUCUCCAGAGAUCGUCAACGGUCGGCCGUACCGUGGGCCGGAGGUGGACACGUGGUCUCUCGGAGUGCUGUUGUAUACUAUGGUUCAUGGCACCAUGCCCUUUGAUGGGAACAACCACAAGGCACUCGUCCAACAGAUCAGCACCGGAAAUUACCGCAAACCAAACAAACCCUCUGAUGCGUGUGGUCUCAUUCGUUGGAUGCUAAUGGUGAACCCUGAGCGCAGAGCUACAAUUGAGGAGAUAGCAGGACACUGGUGGCUUAACUGGGGUUACCAGCGGUGCCUCCUGGCUGAGACAAAGGCUAGCCAAGUUGAGGAGACGGCAGCCACCGCUCCGUCAACGCCGCACCCGGCCGGGUUGGCCGGCGUCGCCAGCUGGCUGCGGCGUACGUCGAGGCCUUUGCUGGAGAACGGCUCCAAGAUGCGCUGCUUGCUGCGCUCGCAAGGUAGCGGCGGGGGUGAUGUGGUGCGCCAACGCUCUCUGCGGAGGUCACGGAAAGAGAAUAAUGUCUCCCAGCCUGGCCAUGAAGGGAGUACAGACACCCGGCCUUCCAAAGGCAUUUUAAAAAGAAGAAACAGCGCGAAACAGAAGGUGAUGAGCGAGACUCCCGUUGAGGUUUCAGCAGAGCCGAAGAACCUUUUGGGUUUGUCCACUCCGGCCAGUGAGCCCUCCUCUGCAAUGCAACCUCGCAAAGGUAUCCUAAAGAAGCCCACAGAGCAGGAAUCUGGCUACUAUUCCUCCUCUCCUGAGAACAGUGACUCUGGCUGGGUGCAACAAUCCAAAGCGUGCCCCUCGGCUUCGACCCACAGAAAAGGCAUCCUCAAGCGGAAUGGAAAGUUCUCCUCGGGUGGGCUUCAGGAGUUCGGCUCAUUGGAUCAGCUGACCGUUUCAUUACCCAGCCGAAGCACCAGGCCGAGCUCAAGUGGUGCCAUCAGCGAGGACAGCAUUCUGUCCUCAGAGUCAUUUGACCAACUCGAUCUUCCAGACUGUGUAGGACUUCCUGCACGCCCAGAGAAAGCCGGUAGGCCCACCAUGAGAGGAUGCGUUUCAGCCGACAACCUGCUGGACAUUCAAGAAGAGGGUAUUCUCGGAGACGGGCUGCAGAGGCGGUGGAACUGCUACGACGCCGGCGUGGCCGACAGCGCCUUCUCCAUUACAGACUGCGAUAAUGUCACUCAGGCUUAUAAGCAGGCCUUGAUGAUUCACAGCCCCGCUCCAAGCUGAACACCACGAAGGCUCUGUCGCCAUCAUACAUGGCCCCUCUGCCAAAGUACAUUCGAACAAGUGCACUUUAGGCAUUGUCUCAGUGGCCAACAUCAGGAAUUGCACACACCAAAAAAAGGGAAGCGGCAGAGAGAAUUCAUGGCUUGGUCAUGUUCAAAAAUGAAUGAUUUUUUUGUAAAAAAAAA